Molecule: messenger RNA, 3462 nt
Organism: Ectocarpus sp. CCAP 1310/34
Lineage: Eukaryota; Phaeophyceae; Ectocarpales; Ectocarpaceae
Source: the annotation of a GenBank genome assembly
AUGAUUGGAAACACGUCGCCGUCUUUCUCACCACAGGCAUCGGACACCCGUGGAGUCAGCGAUACGGCGUUCGAUUCGAGCUUGAAAACGACGAAAGAAAGUACCAGGAAGGCUGGAGGCCGACGUUUGCAGACUACGGUGCGGGGCAAGCCCCGAAAAAAGCGGAGAAGGACAUCCAGGAGUGAUUCGCCAUCUCCGUCGGACAUAGGACCUAUCCCUUUACGGCUGUCUUCUGCGAUCAGGAACAAUCGGCAGCCCGAAAACAAGCCGAUACGGGCACUACCGCUUCACAUGGGCUUGUCUCCCUCAGAAACCAAGCAUAUGCGUGCAGCUCUAAAUUUAGCGAGCCAUGACGCUCGUCUUUUGAGGACGAACCUGAAAUACGCGUUGGGGAAUGCGGAAGGACUUCUGCCCGAGAAAGCGGCACGUGCUGCUGUUGAUUCACUUGUUGCUCGUGGUGACACCCACGGCGACCUAGACACAGAGACGGCACUAAGGCUAAGCAGAGCAGUUGCUCCAUCUCCAGACUCUGCCGAAGGCCGCGCAAAGUCGACAGGAACCAGACAAGAGAUGAAUCCUGAGAGCGAAUGUACGGCCGUCGGUGCUAGAUGUUCGUCUCCUGACAACAAUCGUUUCGGCGCCUCUCCAUCAAGUGGGGGGGAGGCGUCUCCCCAAGGUGGCGUCGGCCUUGAUGUUGACGAAACCAACCACGUUCGUCCGGACGAUGACGAAAAUAUCUACCUCAAACAACCUACGCGCAAACAUCCCAACAGCGUCGAUGGAGAAAAACGGGUUGUGGAUCGGCAGCGUCUGAUUGUCGUUCUGGCGGCGGAAGAACGGAUCAAUGCCAUGGCCAGUCACCUCGGACCACUCCAAGCAACGACCAACUUAUUCUCGUUGCUUGUGCCGGCGAAGGAGCAAUUGGACGGUCCACUUGCUCCGGGUCUCUCGGGAGAACCUGAGAACCGUUCCUGGACAGCCGCAACAAAGCAACGAGAGGCACAUUCCACGGCAGGAAUUCCAAACCCGAGCCACGAUUUUUCUGUUCCUAGUGAGGACGGACGAUCCUGGCUGGGAACCCAGGGGCGCGCAUACAGCGCCGAAGACGCCCUGUUGCACCCCAAAGAGGACGACAAUUGGCGAAAUUCAGUUGCUGCCGCUUCAUUCAGGAAACGAGCAGGAAGGGGAGGAAGAGGAGGAGGAGACACGUCUGAUGCCGAGGGCGACAACCACUGCCGAAAGAAGCGGAGUAAACGGAGUGAGAAGAGAGACACAGGCGCGGAAAAGGAACAGCAAGGGGUGACAUACAGGGCCGGCGACAAUCAACGAUCCCGAUUGAAGAAAUCCAGUUCUUUUGCAGCGGGUCAGCGGCACCAAGCAGAGACAUUUGAGGCCAGCGCUGUGGACAACCCAUCGCGAUGUUCCCUCCCUAAGCUUAAGGCUUCAAGCGUAAGCCGUGUCUCCUCGCGGGAUGAGUACGACCGGUUCGGUGGCCGAGAGACACCGUCCGUGCUUCGACGAAGUGCGCUGUCGGGAGGUGGUGAGAUGUCCUGGAAGGCGGUGGAGCAACUUCGUCAUCAGCUGGAAGUCACCGAGGUGGGAACGGCGAUCGCUAGGCAAGGCCAUGAGGACGUGGACACGCUACCGCGAAUACAUGGCGAACAGGCUCGGCGUCUCCUGAACAUGUGGGGGCAUAGGUUGACGUCAAAGGUUAGGAGGCGAGGGGAGAUACGCCGAUCCAAUAGGAUUGCGGCCCUGGAGACGCGCCGGCGCGGAGCGAUCAAGAUCCAAAAAUGCGCGAGGGGCUUCAUCGGCCGUCGGAAGGUGUUGGUUGUCCGGGAAAAGCUUCUACAUCAACACGGGUCCGUUAUCAUUCAGACCACGUGGAGGGGCCUGUUGGGCAGGCGAAAGGCUGGAGAAGCCAGGAGGGACAUGGAGCUUACGCGGGUGCGAAUGCGCUGCGCUCAGAGGAGCAACGUGAUUAGAUUGGUCUCCGCCCAAACUAUUUUCAGGCACGCGAACGGAACAGAUGAUGUCUUCGCUGCAAGGAAUAAGGCGGCGAUUCGCAUCCAGACCGCGCAGCGCCGGCAGGCUGCGAUGGCCGCAGCAGAGACGAGGAGGACAAUCCAAGCGCUACAGCGCCGUAAGUCGGCCGAGAUCGCCGCCAUCUUUAUCCAGAGAGUAGUGAGGGGGCAGGCAGCGCGAGCGGCGACAGGGGCUGAGGUCGCAAAAAGAAAGGAGAGGCAGCGAGCCGCAGCAGCGGUACAUAUCCAGCGAAUCGCGAGAGGCCGCGCAGCGCGGGAGCGUACCGCUUGCGUCGGCAUCUUCCACGACAUAAUCAUUCCUCCACCUCCCUUGGCCUCACUGCAAAGCCGUUCGAAUCAGGGCGACGAGGACCAAGAUGGCUUCGCUUCUUCAGUGGUUGCUGGCCCUGAAGCUGUUGCCGACAACGGUGGCGUGGGGGCGCCUAUUUCAGCGUCGACGUUGUUGCAAGAGCCGAUCCAGACCUCGGCUCUGCCGCAGGAAGACAAGAGUAAUGCUCAGGAUGCAACGGCCGUGCCACAACACGAGACAGAGAGUUCACCGUCGGCAACUGCUCAUCUGCAGCAACCCCCUGAUGUCGCGGCCCUGUCCCAUGGCGAAAAGGCAGCCCGGGCGCAAGCUGCGUGCAGGAUUCAGGUGAUCAUCGCCACCCGAACCAUGCACCAAAAACGUCUGACAGCAAAAGAGCAGAAGGAGCGGGCUGUUAUUGGCUCAUGGCGUGGGUCCAUUAUCCGAACCGACGGCGGCAGGGCAAUUGGCCGAGGGAGAGCCGCGAGGACUGUGGCCCAGGAGCGCAGGCAGAAACGAAUCGAAGAGCAAUUCCACCGGGCAAGCGUUUGGGGGCAACGAGUAGACGGAGGGCAAGAUACAACGUCAAACCAUCGAGCAUCCGAGAAACGCCCCACCCCCAAGUCGUCACCGCAAGCUCCACGGCGGUCGUCAUCGCUCUUCCCAUCGGGGACUGGGGCAGCUAGUCGCGAUACGACGGAAUCAUUGGGGAAACAAAAGGGUCGGCCCCAAGCUGCGACUCGGAUUCAGGCAGCGUUCAGGGGGGGAAAGGCGAGGUGGGAAGCGGAUCGGCUUCGGCACGACGUCAAGACCAGAAAGAUCGAGUCCGACGCGCGAGCGCGAGAGAAGGUGCAGCGAAAGUCUUGGCGUAUGUUGGAGGCAGAUGCGGCCGUGAGGAUUCAGACCCAAGCACGAGCUAGGGCAGCCAGAGCGCGGCGCGAGGAGCAUCGCCAGAGGCACGCCGCUCGCGUGGGAUCCAUCCGCAGCAGCGGGAAAGCGGCUGCCGACGACCUUCGCGCCUUGUCUCGUCCCGGAACCGCUUCUGCUGCAGUAGCGGCUACCACCAUUGGCCAAUCGCCCACCGUCGUAGGAGCAGGUGACCAUGGGUUGUUGACUAGAGCUGUCGCAUAA